AUGUUGUACUUGGCCGCGUGGAUAUGGCUCGCAGCCAGCCUAGUUUCCGCCGACGAGGGCUGCUACUCCCUGGUGGACACCUCCGUCUUCGAAGGCACCCAGCAGUACGGCACGCAAAUCACCUGCUCCACCGCGUGCGGUGAGAGCUACCCCUAUAUUGCCAUGAAAGAUGGCGGCGAAUGCUACUGUUUGAGUGCGCUUCCCAGCAGCCUGGAUGAAACCAGCAGCUCGCUGUGCUCCGUGCCAUGCAACGGCUACGGCUCCGAGACGUGCGGCGGCACCGACGCCUACACCGUCUUCACCAACUUGGAGUAUCUGGGCACCACCCUGACGUCGACCACGUCGCUGGAAUCACUGAAAUCCAGCACGUCGCCAAGCAGCGGCUCCCGGCCCUCAGCAGCCUCUUCCACCACUGACAACGGCUCGCUGUCGACAAGCACCACGACCAUCAAUUCCUCCUCGUUCAGGACGUCGAGCGCGUCGGGCAUCACCAGCAGCGGGGUGCACGCAACGACAGCAGACUCGUCCACGCUGUCUUCGAGCUCGUCCAGCGCGUCCUCAGCGCCCAGUAGUGCCAGCAGCAGCUCGUCCACCAGCAUCGGUCCCAUUGUGGGCGGUGUGGUUGGUGGCCUCGCGGCUCUCGCCUUUGUUACCGCCAUCGUGUUUUUCUUUAUCCGCAGGAAGUCCAAAAACCACGAUGAGGAGGAGGACUACUUCAAGCGGGGCGCGGCGGGCGGUGGGGGCGGAAGCAUGUCGCGGGCCAAGUCCAGUAAGAUCGACUCUGUGUUCGACAUGCCCAUGGUCAAUCCGUUCGAGCAUCCAGCGGACGAAUUGUCCGAGAAGCGGGUCAGCAGCGCUGGCGUGGGAGGGUUGACGGACCCCCGGCUAAAUCCGGUCAUGAUGGGACGCCGGCGGAUCUCGGAGGGCUCUCUAGCAGACGAGGCUGACUACUCACGCAAGAUCCUCGGCGUAUCCAACCCUUAA
This is a messenger RNA of Metschnikowia bicuspidata var. bicuspidata NRRL YB-4993, 984 nucleotides long. Its product is annotated as WSC domain-containing protein. Bases 1 to 984 code for a protein of 327 amino acids. The record is from RefSeq and is a predicted model, not a curated record. The transcript has a single exon. NCBI's taxonomy places the organism in Eukaryota, Fungi, Ascomycota, Pichiomycetes, Serinales, Metschnikowiaceae.